Sphenostylis stenocarpa is the source of this 1374-nucleotide messenger RNA. Lineage: Eukaryota; Viridiplantae; Streptophyta; Magnoliopsida; Fabales; Fabaceae. The record is from the annotation of a GenBank genome assembly.
AUGGAAACUGAGAGCGCAGUGGAGAGGUUGAAGUUGCAAUAUGUGAUUACAAAGAUGAGUGUGAUGUAUAGUCCUGUUCUCAAGUACUCAGAGAUGGAGCUUCAGCUAAGGAAAAACCAAGAAAUGGAUUCAGGUAUUGGACAUCCACAACAACACUGUCACCAACCCAAUUCUGGACUAUUGAGGUACUGUUCUGCUCCAAGCUCAUUGUUGGCCAGCCUUAUUGAUAACAACAUUCAUGGCUGUGUCAAUGAGGAAGCUUUCACAAGUGAGACUCAUCAGCAUUAUAUUCCAUCCACAAGUUCAGAAAUGGACACCAUGUUGUCCAAAUUGUUACCAUCCAACAAUGGAUGGAGCGAUUCAGAAGCUUUGCAAGAAUUUGGAGGCAAGCCUGUAAAACAGGAACUAGGGGAAUCUGUUCCACAAGGACCACCACAACAGAAUGAAUACUCUUAUGGUGGCUCUCAAUUAAUUUACCAAUCACAGCAAAUUCAAGGCUUGCCAAAUGGAUCUUCCAGUGCUUCUGGCAAUGCUUUUGGUGGCUCUUUUGGUGUAGUGAACUCCAUGGCCCCAGAGAACCCCAUUCAAUCUAAAAUGGGUGCCAGGAAUUACUCCAAUCUCUUUAGGCAAAAGAGCUCCCCUGCUGGAUUUCUCAAUGAUCUUGCAGCAUUGAGAGAAGUAGGUAGCUUUAAAGCCAAUGAUGUUUCAAAUGGACAGGCUGCUGCAUCAACUAGUGGGUUGAAUAGCUCUCUUACUUUCUCAUCUAGGCCAUCUUCAAGCCUGAAACGGAUGCCACAAAUUGCUGAAAAUGGAAAUGGAAGCCUAGAAGAAAAUUGUGACCAAAGUGGAAACAUAGUUAAUGAAAAUGGUAACUCAAAUUUCUACAUACCUAGCUUCACCAAUGAAUUCUGGGAAAGCUCUUCAUUCAAUGCCCCAAAAACAGAAAGUGAUGAUGAAAUCAUGUUUUCCACUUCCAAUGGUUUGGAAUCUCAGGAAUCAGAUUUUAGCUAUCAAAAUCUUGGUCUGACUCACCAUUUGAGCCUACCUAGUACCUCUUCUACUAAGAUGUCAUCCAUAGAUAAGUUUCUUCAGAUUCAAGGUUCUGUUCCUUGUAAAAUUCGAGCCAAAAGAGGCUUUGCCACUCACCCAAGAAGCAUUGCAGAGAGGGUAAGAAGAACAAGAAUUAGUGAAAGAAUCAAGAAAUUGCAAGACCUUUUCCCAAAGUCAGAAAAGCAAACAAGCACAGCAGAUAUGUUAGAUUUGGCAGUUGAGUACAUUAAGGACCUGCAGCAACAAGUCAAGGUACUCUCAGAUUGUAAGGCAAAGUGCAAAUGUACAAGCACUGAGAAGCAUUGCACCAGAACUUGUGCCUGA